Molecule: messenger RNA, 1995 nt
Organism: Eruca vesicaria subsp. sativa (arugula)
Lineage: Eukaryota; Viridiplantae; Streptophyta; Magnoliopsida; Brassicales; Brassicaceae
Source: the annotation of a GenBank genome assembly
AUGUCAAUGCCACUGCAACGUGGCACCUCAGGAGGAGGAGUACUACGAGUCUCCGACCUUCUCAGAGACUCUCAAAUGAAAGACAAAACAGGAGUUCGUAGUUCCACUGACAACAACAACAACAACAAUACAACAACCACUUUAAGGUUUCCUUUUACUUUCCUCUUUACCGACAAGUCUUCCUCUGAUCCUUACACCGCAAGAAACAAGUAUAGACUCAUGCUUCUCUUUGUUAAGACCACUUUGGUUCUUAUCCUCCUCCUUGCUCUCGCUGGCUCCUUCUGGUGGACAAUCUCUAUCUCCACGAGCUCUUCUUCCACUGGUCUUGUCUACCACAGCAGCUAUAGGAGGUUACAGGAGCAGCUUGUUUCUGAUUUGUUGGAUUUUGAGGACAUCUCUGUGGGUCCCACUAGGUGGAAAGAGUUGGAGUAUUGUGAUACAGAGUCUGAGAACUAUGUUCCUUGCUUUAAUGUUUCUGAGAACGGUCGGUUUUGUGGGUCUGAAUCGAGACAGGACUGUUUGGUUUCGCCACCUGUGGAGUAUAAGGUUCCUUUGAGGUGGCCAACGGGUAAAGAUGUGAUCUGGUUUCGUAAUGUUAAGAUCACUGCUGAUGAAGUGUUGACUUCUGGUAGUAUUAACAAGAGGAUGAUGAUGUUGGAUGAUGAUCAAGUAUCUUUCCGUUCUGCGUCUCCUAUGUUUGAUGAGAUUGAAGACUAUUCUCAUCAGAUUGCUCAGAUGAUUGGGAUUAAGAAUGAUAACUUCAUUGAAGCUGGUGUGAGAACUAUAUUGGAUAUUGGAUGUGGUUAUGGUACCUUUGGAGCACAUCUACUCUCCAAACAGCUCUUGACAAUGUGUAUAGCAAACUAUGAAGCAUCUGGUAGCCAAGUUCAGCUAACACUUGAGAGGGGUCUACCUGCUAUGAUUGCUUCUUUUGUGACAAAGCAGUUGCCGUAUCCUUCUCUUUCCUUUGAUAUGUUGCAUUGCUCAAGCUGUGGCAUUGAUUGGGACCAGAAUGAGGGGCUUCUUCUUGUGGAAAUAGACAGAGUUCUGAAGCCUGGAGGUUACUUUGUUUGGACAUCUCUUCUCACAAACGCUCGUAGCAAAGAUGAUCUUAAGAGAUGGAACUUUGUUUAUCAUUUUGCUGAAAGCAUCUGUUGGACUCUUUUAUCUCAGCAAGACAAGACUGUUGUCUGGAAGAAGACAACCAAAACCAAAUGUUACAGUUCCCGGUCACCUGGAGUGGGUCCUUCUGUGUGUAGCAAAGGGCACGACGUGGAGUCUCCUUAUUACAAGCCGCUUCAGAUGUGUCUUGGUGGAACACGUAGCAAGAGGUGGAUUCCCAUUGAAGGCAGAACAAGAUGGCCUAACCGGUCUAACAUGAACAAGACUGAACUUUCACUAUAUGGUCUUCACCCGGAGGAGGUUGCAGAAGAUGCCGAGAACUGGAAAGUAAUAGUAAGAGAAUACUGGUCACUCUUGUCUCCUCUCAUAUUCUCUGACCAUCCCAAGAGACCAGGCGAUGAAGAUCCUUCACCGCCUUACAACAUGCUCAGAAACGUUUUGGACAUGAAUGCUCAGUUCGGUGGUCUCAACUCCGCAUUGUUGGAAGCAAAGAAAACAGUUUGGGUCAUGAAUGUUGUCCCUACAGCUGGACCUAACCACUUACCAAUGAUCCUUGACCGUGGCUUUGUCGGUGUUUUACACGACUGGUGUGAAGCAUUCCCUAGUUAUCCAAGAACAUAUGAUCUGGUCCACGCAGACAAUCUUUUGUCGCUUCAGAGAAGAUGCUCACUUCUCAAAAUAUUCACAGAGAUUGAUAGAUUACUUCGUCCAGAGGGAUGGGUGAUAAUCCGUGACACGGCACAGCUGGUGGAAGCAGCUAGAGCUUUGACAACGCAGUUGAAGUGGGAAGCUAGAGUCAUAGAGGUUGAAAGCAGCAGUGAACAGAGACUCCUCAUCUGCCAAAAGCCUUUCACCAAGAGACAAUCAAUCUAA